Messenger RNA from Physella acuta, 1110 nucleotides. Its product is annotated as DNA-directed RNA polymerase I subunit RPA43. Gene Ontology annotation, cellular component: RNA polymerase I complex. The record is from RefSeq and is a predicted model, not a curated record. Lineage: Eukaryota; Metazoa; Mollusca; Gastropoda; Physidae. Gene Ontology annotation, biological process: DNA-templated transcription initiation; transcription elongation by RNA polymerase I.
UUCCGGAAUAAUAGAUUGACUUUACACAUGGAGAUUUAGAUUUAGAGAUCUAGCAGUACAGUCACAGAAUACAGAUCCUUAAUUAAUGCGCUUUUAUUUGUUCAUACACCCUUAGUUUUCUUUUUUUCUGGAACGCUCAAAAUAAUAUUACUAUAAAAAUGAUAAUGGAGGAGGCUACUUUUGUUAGAACACUAAAAAAACAUAUAUUUUUGCACCCUAGUAAUAAGAAAAAGUUGUUCUGGGCUGUCAAAUCUACUCUUCUAAACAAUAAAAACAAAUACUCAGACAAAUUAGAAGGAGCUUUAUUGGAUGUAAAUAAUUUGAAAGUUAUUGGUGACAGUCACUUAAUUGUGGAUGGCUAUCUUAGUAUGGAAGUCAUAGCUGAUUUUCAUGUAUUUAGUCCUAAACCAGGACAAGUUUUGGAAGGAUUUAUCAACAAGUGUAGUAAAAGCCACAUUGGGUGUCUAGUAUUGGAUACUUUCAAUGCUUCUUUGACAAAGUCUGGCAGUGCUCAUCUUGAACCUGAUCUUGGAGACUUGUGUACUUUUCUUGUCACUGAGGUUAUUGUUGAUGGGGAGAUUUUAUUUAUGAGGGGUACUUUACAGAGUGUUACACCACAAGUGAAAACAGUUUCACCUUACAAAGAAUCAAGAAAAGCACCUGAAGAAGAGGAUAACCGUAACUCAAUACAAGAUGACAGCUUGUUAUCUGACAUAGAUCAGCAACUAAAGGCAGAAACAGCACUGCUUGCUUCUGAAUUGAAAACACCUUCACCUUGUAAAAAGUUCAAAAGUGCACAUGAGGAAAAUCAUGACUCAGUGAAAAGUGACAAAAUUUGUGACAUGUCUGCUAUAGACCAGAAACCAAAGGCAGAAACAAUACAGCUGUUUGUUAAAGAAAAUAACUCUUUUACUGAUCUAAAACAAGAAGUAUCAUUAAAAGAUAUUAAAACAGAACCUUUAAGUCCGAUUCCUAAAAGACAUAAAAAAUGUGCAGCAGAUAUCAGUAUUGUGAAAAAAGAAAAAGACAUUUCUCCAAAGAAGAGUAGAAGAUCUAAACAAAUAUUAGACAGUUAACUAAAAUAAAAAGAUUUUUUUUUUGCUUUGAUAC